AUGACGUCCUGGAAAGGGUGUCAGAGGCAGUAUACACUAGUGCAGAACGCCCCAGGAGCACAAGGACAUCCUAAGAUCAGGAUGUCUCAGAAGAUGUGGAUCAGGCUGAUGCUGAUGGCAGCAAUGGCAGUGGCUCUGAAGGGGAGGAAGAUACCAGGCAUAGUGCUAAGGAUUUCCCAGAAAGGCCUAGACCAUGUUUCAAAGCAAGGCGCAGAGUUACUACAGGAGGAGCUGCUGAAGAUCUCUUUGCCAAUUCAAAUGGGGCUAGGGGAUUAUGAAUUCAUCAGAAUGAUGAUCAGCAAGUUUAUGUUGCAAAAAUCCCAUAUUAGUGUGGUUUCUAAAGGCUUUGUUUUGUCCAUGACCAAUAGCUCCAUCAUCAUUAAUGGAAAAUGGACCAGCCAGAAGUCCAAAAAUAAUCAUGUCCCUUUUGACCUGAAACUGGAUGAUGUCACCAUCAGAACCGGAUUUAAUCUGGGGAAGAACAAUAAUAACCAAAUCUCUAUUUCUGUCUCAUCAUGCAUCAUCCACAUUGGCAGUGUUCACAUAUUCACCUCAACCAACCAAAGUUUGCUGAGAGAAGUGUAUCAGAACGAUAUCCAGACAACAUUACACAAUAACGUGUUCCAAAAGAUCUGUAGUGUGAUAAGAACCUCGACAACUUCGUACGUGGAACCCUACCUCCACACUAUGCCAGUGAAAGUCAACUUGGAUGGAAUCGCUGGAAUCGAUUAUUCCUUGAUACAGCCUCCAAAAUCCAGGGGCUACCACCUGGACAUUCCUCUGAAGGGCCAGUUUUUCAGCUUGACUCAUCAUACCUCAUUCCCCUUUUCUCCUUCUGCUGUGAGUUUCCGUAGCAGCCAACUACAGAUGGUCUAUUUCGGAGUCUCACAUUCCUUCUUCGAUUCAGCCAUACAUGUUUACAAAAAUGCUGGAAUCAAAUCCCUCCAAACGAAUAGUUCCAUGGUUCCAAAGGACUCCAAAUACACUUUGUCGACCGACUACUAUGGAAUUCUGAUCCCUCAGCUGUCCAAGGACUUCCCUAGCAUGGCAAUGACAAUCGACAUUGACUUUCCCUCCUCCGCACCAACCAUCUUCGUUGACUCUAGAAUGAAACUGAGCCUCAUGUCUUCACUUUCAACCCACGUCUUUGUGGUUUUCUCCAACUCUUCUCAGACCCCCCUCUUUACACUGAAACUGAAAACCACUGUUACCCUCUAUAUUGCAGUUAAGGAUGGUACCAUUUUGGGGCGCAUGACAUUGGAAAGCCUCAGCAUGGAAUUGAAGAAAUCAUAUAUUGGCCAUUUCCAGGCAUCUCUGCUGCAGGACCCUUUUACCUAUUACAUGUCCAAAGUUUGGCUCCCUAUUAUUAAUGGGAGGCUGGAGCAAGGCUAUCCUUUACCUGUACCGGCUAAUCUCCACUUCUCCGACUAUAUCGUAUAUCCUCAUAAGCAUUUCCUGGUGUUUGGGACAGAUUUUAUUUAUUCUUGAGAGAGGCUGGCUGACUGCCGUGGUCAUCCGCACAUCAUCUCCACCCUGGCUACCAUUACUGACCAUUACUCUGGAACUUGACCCACCAAGAGACACUUACAAAAGCCUCCGGAUUUAUAACUGGUGAAUGAACUGGAGAAAUGACAGUGAAAAGGGGACAAUGUUCAGUGGGAGGGCUUUUGUUUUGUUAAAAAGCAAGUGAAAAUUUUCAUUGGGGUGGGAGGUUGGCAGGUUGGAGGGAAUCCAUUGAGGUUUUCUUAAGGCAAUGUUUUUCAUUAUUAUCUU
This is a messenger RNA of Phascolarctos cinereus (koala), 1773 nucleotides long. RefSeq names its product bactericidal permeability-increasing protein-like. Gene Ontology annotation, biological process: innate immune response; defense response to Gram-negative bacterium; lipopolysaccharide-mediated signaling pathway. The record is from RefSeq and is a predicted model, not a curated record. Lineage: Eukaryota; Metazoa; Chordata; Mammalia; Diprotodontia; Phascolarctidae. Gene Ontology annotation, molecular function: lipopolysaccharide binding.